This is a messenger RNA of Talpa occidentalis (Iberian mole), 3322 nucleotides long. It is a transcript of the gene MTHFD1L, whose product is annotated as methylenetetrahydrofolate dehydrogenase (NADP+ dependent) 1 like. Gene Ontology annotation, biological process: tetrahydrofolate interconversion. NCBI's taxonomy places the organism in Eukaryota, Metazoa, Chordata, Mammalia, Eulipotyphla, Talpidae. Gene Ontology annotation, molecular function: methylenetetrahydrofolate dehydrogenase (NADP+) activity; ATP binding; formate-tetrahydrofolate ligase activity. The record is from RefSeq and is a predicted model, not a curated record. Gene Ontology annotation, cellular component: cytosol; mitochondrion.
AUGGGCGCGCGCCUGCCGCUCGUGCUGCGCCAGCUCCGCGCGCGCCGCCCCCGGCCCCCGCGCCGCCCCCGGCCCUGGCGCGCCCGCAGCGGCGGCGGCGCGGGGUGCGGCGCGGGAGGGCUGCUGGAGCGGCGGCGGCCGCAGGACGCGCAGGCCCGCUCAGGCGGCCCGGGCCCCCCGGGGCCCCCCGCGCGCGCCCCCCUGGUCAGAGAAGUCAUUGAGAAUUCAAAAGAAGUUCUCACUUUACUGCAAGAGAAAAACCCUACCUUUAAGCCGGUUCUUGCCAUCAUUCAGGCAGGCGACGAUAACUUGAUGCAGGAAAUCAACCAGAAAUUGGCUGAGGAGGCCGGUCUGGACAUCACUCACAUUUGCCUUCCCCCGGACAGCGGCAAGGAUGAGAUUAUAGAUGAAAUCUUGAAGAUCAACGAGGACCCCACAGUACAUGGGCUUGCGCUUCAGAUCUCUGAGGACUCAUUUACCAACAAAGUCCUCAAUGCCUUAAAACCAGAAAAAGAUGUGGAUGGGCUGACAGACAUAAACCUGGGGCGGCUGGUGCGCGGAGACGCCCAGGAGUGCUUCGUCUCCCCGGUCGCCAGAGCUGUGAUCGAACUUCUUGAGAAGUCAGGUGUCGACUUGCAUGGAAAGAAGAUCUUGGUCCUUGGCGCCCACGGGUCUUUGGAAGCCGCCCUGCAAUGCCUGUUCCAGAGAAAAGGCUCCAUGACCAUGAGCUCCCAGUGGGAAACUCCGCAGCUCCAAAGCAAGCUUCAAGAGGCUGACAUUGUCGUCUUAGGCUCAGCCAAGCCGGAGGAGGUUCCCCUUUCUUGGAUACAACCAGGAACCAUUGUUCUCAACUGUUCCCAUGACUUCCUCUCAGGGAAGCUUGGAUGUGGUGCUCCUGGGAUAAAUUUUAGUGGUCUCUUUGCAGAAGAUGAUGUGAGUCUGCUUGCUGCAGCUCUGCGGAUUCAGAAUAUGGUCAGUAGUGGCCGGAGGUGGCUUCGGGAACAGCAGCACUCCAGGUGGAGACUCCACUGCCUGAAGCUUCAGCCUCUGUCCCCUGUUCCAAGCGAUAUCGAGAUUUCCAGAGCACAGACUCCAAAAGCCGUGGAAGUCCUUGCCAAGGAGAUAGGAUUGCUCGCAGAUGAAAUUGAAAUCUACGGCAAGAGCAAAGCCAAAGUGCGUUUGUCCGUGCUCGAGAGGUUGAAGGAUCAAGCAGAUGGGAAAUACGUCAUCGUGGCCGGGAUCACCCCCACGCCGCUGGGAGAAGGGAAGAGCACGGUCACGGUGGGGCUCGUGCAGGCGCUGACCGCACACCUCAACAUCAACUCCUUCGCCUGUCUGCGGCAGCCUUCUCAAGGGCCCACGUUCGGAGUUAAAGGAGGAGCCGCGGGCGGCGGGUAUGCCCAGGUCAUCCCCAUGGAAGAGUUCAACCUUCAUCUGACUGGAGACAUCCACGCCAUCACCGCUGCCAAUAACUUGCUGGCUGCCGCUAUCGACACAAGGAUUUUCCAUGAAAACACUCAAACAGAUAAGGCUCUCUAUAAUCGACUGGUUCCUUCAGUGAAUGGUGUUCGAGAAUUUUCAGAAAUUCAACUUGCUCGGCUGAAAAAACUGGGAAUAAAAAAGACUGAUCCGAGUUCACUGACAGAAGAGGAGAUCAGUAAAUUCUCCCGGCUCAACAUCGACCCCUCCACCAUCACGUGGCAGAGAGUAUUGGAUACGAAUGACCGCUUUCUGCGGAAAAUGACAAUUGGGCAGGCAGACUCGGAGAAAGGGUACUGCCGAGAGGCCCAGUUCGACAUUGCAGUGGCCAGUGAAAUCAUGGCGGUGCUGGCCCUGACCGACAGCCUUGCAGACAUGAAGGAGCGGCUGGGAAGAAUGGUAGUGGCCAGUGACAAAAAUGGACAGCCUGUGACAGCAGAAGAUUUGGGGGUGACAGGUGCUUUGACAGUUUUGAUGAAAGAUGCAAUAAAACCAAAUCUGAUGCAGACCCUGGAAGGGACGCCCGUGUUCGUGCAUGCCGGCCCCUUCGCCAACAUUGCACAUGGCAACUCCUCCGUGCUGGCUGAUAAAAUUGCCUUGAAAUUGGUUGGCGAAGAAGGAGUUGUGGUCACUGAAGCCGGAUUUGGUGCCGACAUUGGAAUGGAGAAGUUCUUCAACAUCAAGUGCCGGACUUCUGGGCUGGUGCCCAAUGUCGUGGUGUUGGUAGCCACUGUCCGAGCCCUCAAGAUGCACGGAGGUGGGCCGAGCGUAACUGCUGGCGUCCCUCUUAAGAAAGAAUACACUGAGGAGAACAUCCCACUGGUGGCAGACGGCUGCUGUAACCUCCAGAAGCAAAUCCAGAUCGCCCAGCUCUUUGGGGUUCCCGUGGUCGUGGCCAUAAAUGUCUUCAAGACGGACACCCCGGCUGAGAUCGACUUGGUGUGUGAGCUGGCGAAGCGGGCGGGCGCCUUCGACGCCGUCCCCUGCUACCACUGGUCCAAGGGCGGGAAGGGGUCGGUGGACCUGGCGUGGGCUGUGAGAGAGGCUGCGAAUAAAGGAAAUCGCUUCCAGUUCCUGUACGACGUGGAGCUUCCAAUUGUGGAAAAGAUAAGAACCAUUGCCCAGACUGUCUAUGGAGCCAAAGACAUCGAGCUCUCUCCCGAGGCACAAUCAAAAAUAGAUCGCUACACACAACAGGGUUUUGGAAAUUUGCCCAUCUGCAUGGCAAAGACCCACCUGUCUCUCUCUCAUGAACCUGACAAGAAAGGUGUACCCCGGGAUUUCAUUUUACCCAUCAGCGAUGUCCGGGCCAGCAUCGGCGCUGGCUUCAUUUACCCUUUGGUUGGAACGAUGAGCACCAUGCCUGGCCUGCCCACUCGGCCCUGCUUUUAUGACAUAGACCUGGACACCAAGACGGAGCAAAUUAAAGGCUUGUUCUGAAGGAAGAAGAUUUGCACAGACCCCAUUCAGGCUCCCGAAAUAGAAACUACUCCUUGCCUUUUUGCUGCAUUUGGAGAAAGAACACGAAUUUGAAAUAUGCUUGUUACGAAACGCUGCUGGAGAAAUGGCGAAAUAGACCAAAGAUUUAUUAUUCUUCAUUCAAGACGAAUUCCUUUUGCAACAGAAUAUAGUAUUCAGCAAACGGACCUCCACCAUGUUUGAAGGAAACUAAUUUAUUUUCUGUUUCUGCAGAGUUUACUUUAUUUCCUACUGCUUACACUUUGGAAUGUGUAUUGUAUUGGGACUGUGGGAUUAAAAGAGUGUGAACGAAAAGGUAACAUGUUCUGCUGUGAGUUUUUCUAUUUUGUCUUUGAACUGAAAAUAAACACGUAUCUCGAAAACC